GAAUAUCCCAAUUUCAAUUGCUUCCUUAUUCUGUUUUAGGGUAAGCAGAGAGAUUAGAUUAAACGACUUUUCUCAAAAUUCAUAAAACCAAACAAACCUCUAUUUAACCUUUGUUUUAACCCUGGCUUUUCCUCAUCACCUCUCUAAAUACUCUCACGCAGGUAAUCCUACGCUACCUCUCGACACAAUCCCGCUAAUCCUUUUGCCUUUUGGUAAGCUCUUUCUUCCUGUUUAAGCCAAAGAUAGCCUAUGCCAAUACUGUCAUCAGCACUGCAACAAAUUCACCAUUGAAGAAUCAUUUGGGACUAGGUGAAACAGUGAUUAGCAUGUCUGAACUGAUUGAAGGCCUUCCAGACGCCAUUGCUAUCAGGUGCAUUGCACGAGUUCCCUUCUAUCUCCAUCCAAAGUUAGAGCUUGUUUCUCGUUCGUGGCAGGCUGCCAUACGUAGUCCUGAGCUGUUUAAAGCUCGACAGGAGGUUGGUUCAACAGAAGAUCUGUUAUGUGUGUGUGCUUUUGAUCCUGAGAAUUUGUGGCAGCUAUAUGACCCUCUUAGAGACCUUUGGAUUACUCUUCCUGUUCUGCCGUCAAAAAUCAGGCACCUUUCCCACUUUGGUGUUGUCUCCACUGCUGGAAAACUGUUUGUGCUGGGUGGCGGAAGUGAUGCUGUAGACCCAUUGACUGGUGACCAGGAUGGAAGCUUUGCAACCAAUGAAGUGUGGUCAUAUGACCCAGUAUUACGACAGUGGGCCCCAUGUGCAUCCAUGCUUGUGCCCCGUGCGAUGUUUGCAUGCUGUGUUUUGAAAGGAAAGAUAAUUGCUGCCGGUGGCUUCACGAGCUGCCGAAAAUCAAUAUGUCAAGCCGAAAUGUAUGAUCCAGAGAAAGAUGUGUGGAUCUCAAUACCAGAUCUCCACCGCAGUCACAAUUCAGCGUGUUCUGGAGUAGUUAUUGGGGGAAAGGUGCACGUCUUGCACAAGGGCUUAUCAACAGUGCAAGUAUUGGACAAUUUAGGGUCUGGAUGGAUAGUUGAGGAUUAUGGUUGGCUCCAAGGUCCAAUGGCAGUUGUUCACGGGGCCUUAUAUGUGAUGAGCCACGGACUAAUUUGCAAGCAGGAGGGGAAAAGGAGGAAAAUAGUGGUUUCAGCAUCUGAGUUUCGAAGAAGGAUUGGAUUUGCAAUGACUGGGCUGGGAGAUGACAUAUACGUGAUAGGAGGGUUGAUUGGUCCUGACCGAUGGAAUUGGGAUAUCAAGCCAAUGUCUGAUGUUGAUAUCUUGACAGUUGGGGGUGAGAGACCAACUUGGCGACAGGCAGCUCCAAUGACAAAGUGCCGUGGUACAAUUCUUGGUUGUACGCAGCUGAGAAUAUAGGUCACACCAUUUGUGAUGUUUGUUGUUUUGUUGUGAAAAUUAUGCUGUUGUCAAGGCAUUGAUUUCCCUCCUAUUGGAGACGAGGAAUGUAACUUUUUUCUCUGGUUUUUGAGCCUUCA
Molecule: messenger RNA, 1483 nt
Organism: Hevea brasiliensis (rubber tree)
Lineage: Eukaryota; Viridiplantae; Streptophyta; Magnoliopsida; Malpighiales; Euphorbiaceae
Product: F-box/kelch-repeat protein SKIP30
Exons: 2
Coding region: 327-1364 (345 amino acids)
Molecular function (GO): protein binding
Source: RefSeq, a predicted model, not a curated record